Molecule: messenger RNA, 600 nt
Organism: Cyphellophora attinorum
Lineage: Eukaryota; Fungi; Ascomycota; Eurotiomycetes; Chaetothyriales; Cyphellophoraceae
Exons: 1
Coding region: 1-600 (199 amino acids)
Source: RefSeq, a predicted model, not a curated record
AUGAGUCUCGAGCGGAGGAUCGAUGAUGUCCAGAAUGUUCGAAGCAAGCGACGGCGUCUCAGCCCCGCAGUGUCGGAUCUGAUAGACAGCGGCAGCGAAGAUCGACGGGCCUCCGGGAACACCGACAAACGCUCUGCAUCUUCAUUCUCCUCGCAGGCCGUUUCUCCUACCAGUCAUCUAUCGCCGCAGCCUCAGGAGCAGGAGGAGCCGCGGUCCAGUGGCAUAUUGAAUCUGAUCGAGAUGACUACCAAUCCUCGGACGACUCCCGUCCCGAUCAGAAAUACGCCUUCACGCACGUACGAAGCACGGUCAUCCGGCUUCCUUGCGCUGGACCUAGCACACCGUCUUGGCAAGAAUGGAAAGCAGUCCAGUGAUACCAGUCGCCAGCACUCAUAUCCGCCAGCGCAUUCUGCUUUUCAGCAGAGUCCGCCAGACUACUCACAAUCCGACUCGGAUACUGCUUUGCGGAGGGGAAGUCCAGUCAACGGCACACUCAAAUCGACGCUGUCCCAGUCCAUGUCGCCACGCAAGCGAAAGCUACCGAUUGCAUUGGAUGUGCUCGCCGAUGUGAGUAUGGCAAGCCCAAUGGUACACGGAUAA